Molecule: messenger RNA, 1574 nt
Organism: Fundulus heteroclitus (mummichog)
Lineage: Eukaryota; Metazoa; Chordata; Actinopteri; Cyprinodontiformes; Fundulidae
Gene: mffa
Product: mitochondrial fission factor a
Exons: 8
Coding region: 217-1119 (300 amino acids)
Biological process (GO): positive regulation of mitochondrial fission
Cellular component (GO): mitochondrial outer membrane; peroxisome
Source: RefSeq, a predicted model, not a curated record
UCAUUUCCGGUUUGAAGUACUGUCAGCCAGGGCACGGAGUAGCGGGGGGAGUCUCCUCUCUCAUAUGAAUACAAAGAGAUGUUAGUUAGCUUCGCUAUUUGUAAUUUCUGUUCCUAACUUCCGCUGGAACAUCUACUGAAGCCCCGUCGUGGUUUUAUCUGAUAAAUACAGUUUUAGAGAAGUCUCUGCGUUGAGCUGCUCACCGGACGAGCCAAAAUGAGUGGAGCAGCAUUUCCAUCCCCGACGGUAGAGAUGGCGGAGAUCAACCGGAUCCAGUAUGAGAUGGAGUACACUGAGGGGAUAAGCCAGAAGAUGCGCAUCCCACAGAACCUCAAGCUGUCGUCUCAAGCGCACGAAGAGCCUGGGUUUGGUUUACAGGAAGUGCCCCCCAGUGUCACCAUGCAAGUGCCGGAGAGGAUCGUGAUUACGGGAGACGCUGCCGACCACCAAUACCCGAGGCCCAGAGACCUGGACCUCAUCCAGUCGACACCCCUUGAAACCCUGUCACUGAAAACUCCACCCAGAGUCCUGACCCUCAGCGAGCGACCCCUGGACUUCUUGGAAGAGGAGAACCAAAUAGCUCCAGACACCGAGGAAGUGGUGCGACCCCAGGGACGCUUGCGGCGGGAGCGAUCCGCCAGUGAGAACGCGGCGGUCCGUCAGCUGACCCAUAACGAUUCUGCUGCAGCUUCACAGCCCCCGGCCACUAAGCAGUCACGCCCUCCCCUCCACGUGGCCGAGGAGCCCGACGUGUACAGCGCUAGCGGCGUUCUAUCCUUCCUCCAGUCCACUACACGUCGGGCCUACCAGCAGGUCCUGGAGGUCUUGGAUGAGAACCCACGCAGCAAAGCAUCACUGCGAGGGGGCUCAGCUUUGAGCUCCACCCCCCUGCCCGAUUCCAGGCUCGCGCUGUCGACGUACGAAAGCUCCCUGGAGGGGCCGGCCGAUGACAUGACGGUGGUCGACGCGACAACCCUCCGACGCCAGCUCAUCAAGUUGAACCGGAGGCUGCAUCACUUGGAAGAGGAGAACAAGGAGAGGGCGAAGCGAGAAAUGAUCAUGUACUCCAUCAGCGUUGCUUUCUGGCUCAUUAACACGUGGGUGUGGCUGCGGCGUUAAAUCGCUGCUCCUCAUCGCCGCCCCUGGCACCGCGGCAGAACAACGGCGCUCCUUAUUCAGCGUAUCAGACGUUAGCUACCGGCUCCACUCGUGUUAAAAAAACCUUCGGGGAUUUGCGAGGCCUAGAAUGCACAAGGGUCGAUGUUUUGAGUUUGUUUAUUGAAAACAUGUACAGUUUUAUUUUUCUACUCUUAUUUCAUCUUGUCCAUGUGUUUUUGUUUUUUUUUUCCUCGUUUUGCUUUUAUUCCAAACUCUGUUGCCCUGAAUCAGCUGUAAAUAUUUAUUCACGGUACCUGAAGAUGUGGGAAGAUUGUCAGACGCAGGACGGGAUCGGGCUUCAAAGCAGAAGACCCAACUUCCUCUGCGGUGACUUGUUCCGUAUUUAUCGCAGGGAGAACGUGACAUCGCCCGGGAAAUGUAAUGCUAAUGAUUAAACUUAUACCUGUGAAAGGGUU